ACCUGUUGCGUACAUAGCACAAAUUUGUUUCCGGAUGCUCGUGUACUUUAUAUAGGGUGUUUCGUACGCUGCGAUAUGACGGCUCCGAAGUUUAACUUGAUGUUGAUGAUAAGACCGAACAAUUGACGAUACGCCCGUCACAGCAAAAAGUAAGAAGGCACAAUCAAGAAAACAUUUUGUUGCGGUAACAGUAACGAGAAGAAAACUUCAACAGCGGCGGGUUUCCAUCUCCUUCGGGUCGUUCUCGGUAACUUUCACUGUCGAGCGGUUCAUUGUCGUUCGAGUUCUUGACGCGACGAUGACCGCGAAACGAAAACGCGAGGCUUGAUCGCGUUUUCCGUAAUAUCGACUCCGAGAAAAGUCUUCGAAGACCUCACGAUGAAGCACUCGUGGCUGGCGAAGCAAAUCAGACUCUGGGUGGCCCAAGAAAGCAACGAGGACGAUCCGAAAAAUGCGAUCUUGGCCCAAAUACUGACGCCGUGUUUUAAACAGAAUCUAGCGGCCUCCGGGCCUCUACUCCUCACCGUUGGCACCGGCGUCACGGUGGGCUACUCGGCCGUUCUGCUGCCGCAGCUUCAAACUAAAAAUGGCGGCAUCCCCAUUGACAAAGAUCAAGAAUCUUGGGUAGCGGCGAUGGCCGCCCUGCCGAUGGCUUUGGGCACUCUCCUCGGCGGUCUGCUCACCGAAAAAUACGGCCGAAGAUUCACCCACGUCUCGACUUGUCUUCCGACUUUCGCUGGCUGGAUAAUCAUCUACUGCGCGCGCAACGUGGACAUGCUGCUGGUCGGUAGGUUCCUUACGGGUUUGAACGCCGGCAUCUUGGCACCCGCCACCGGGGUUUAUAUCGGCGAAACGUCGGAACCCAGAUACAGGGGAUUCUUGCUCGGCGGAAUAUCCUUAGCGAUAUCCGUAGGUCUCCUACUAGUUCACGUGCUGGGGACGUUCCUCCAUUGGAAAACUGCUGCUUCCGUAUGCAGCACGAUCCCGAUCCUCGGCUGGCUGCUGAUGCUACCCACUCCAGAGUCGCCGCCGUGGCUAGCGAAGAAGGGUUGCUCCGCCGGAGCCGAAACAUCGUUCCGUUGGCUCCGGGGCGGCUCGGAAGAGUCCCAACGCGAGCUCGACAUCAUGCUGACAAAUCAGAAAAACCACGUCGAGCGAAACCUCACGCCCAAGAGCUUCUUGGUGCCGGAGUUCCUCAAACCUCUUGGAAUACUAACCAUGUUGUUGGUCGUGAGUCAGUGGUCGGGCAUCAACGCCGUGAACUUCUAUUCGGUGUCGCUGAUGAAGACUGCCGCGGGGCCCGGGAUCGACGAAUACCUAGCCACCGUCUUCAUAGACGUGGUGAGAGUGGCAGCUUCCGUGGUGGCCUGUCUGCUGAUAAGAAAAUUCGACAGACGACGGCUGGCGGUUUUCGGAAGCUUAGGCACCAGCAUCGCGUUGUUCAUGCUGACCGCUCACAUCUACCUCGCGAGGUUCCUCCGGCAGUCUUCUUCAACGCUCUUCUUCGUGCCCGUGGUGGCGUUGGCGUUGUAUAUAUCGUUCGUAGCGGUCGCCUAUGUGGCCCUACCUUGGACCCUCCUGGGGGAGCUAUUGCCCUUAACCAACAGAAGCGUCGGCAGUGCUGUAGCUUCGUGUGCUGCUUUCUUAGCGAUGUUCAGUGUGGUGAAAACGAUGCCCGGGAUGUUCGACCUCCUCGGUGCGGACGGUACGUUCUUGGUGUACGGAGUGAUCGCGUUUUUGGGUGUGGGUUUCGUUUACUUGGUCCUGCCAGAAACCAGAGGUCGUACUUUGAGCGAAAUCGAAGUUUAUUUUAAGGGCGGCGCGACAGAAUACGCCGAAUCGGCAGCUUGACGCGUGGGGUUUCGCGAAAUAAAAGACUUUAGUAGGUUUUUGUUUUUUUAUUACCACCUCAAA
Molecule: messenger RNA, 1914 nt
Organism: Cylas formicarius (sweet potato weevil)
Lineage: Eukaryota; Metazoa; Arthropoda; Insecta; Coleoptera; Brentidae
Product: facilitated trehalose transporter Tret1-like
Exons: 5
Coding region: 379-1851 (490 amino acids)
Biological process (GO): transmembrane transport
Cellular component (GO): membrane
Molecular function (GO): transmembrane transporter activity
Source: RefSeq, a predicted model, not a curated record